UGUGGCGCUGGCCGCCUCCCAGCCCCUCCAUUGGCCAACUCCAUAAGACGAGGAACUGGUGGGGCAAUGGGUCUGAACUAGCUCGUCGCGGAGCCGCAGGCCAGCUCAGCGGAGCCGGGGACCCUGCCGGACAGGUUGCGGAGACAGCGCCGCCGGGUUUUUCUCUUCCUUUUUUCUUCUUUCUGCUUAUCCACACACAGCCAUCAGCCUGCGAAGACAUGGCCGCCAGUGCUAGCCCCCUGCACCCAUACUGGCCUCGGCACCUGAAACUGGACAACUAUGUGCCUAACGACUACCCUGCCUGGCACAUCGUAGCUGGCCUCUUCUCUGCCACUGGGGUCGUAGUUGGGACCACAUGGCUGUUGUCAGGACCUAAUGCCAUCGUCCCCCUGGGAAUCUGGCGACGCCUGUCACUGUGCUGGUUUGCAGUGUGUGGGUUCAUUCACAUGGUGAUCGAGGGCUGGUUCAGCCUCUACAGCAAGGAGCUUCUUGGAGACCAAGCCUUCUUGUCCCAGCUCUGGAAAGAGUAUUCCAAGGGAGACAGCCGUUACAUCCUGAAUGACAACUUCAUGAUAUGCAUGGAGACCAUCACGGCUUUCCUGUGGGGACCGCUCAGCAUUUGCGCGGUGAUUGCCUUUCUUCGCCAGCAUCCUGCCCGCUUUAUCCUACAGCUCGUGAUCUCUGCAGGUCAGAUGUACGGGGAUGUGCUUUACUUCCUGACCGAGUACCGUGACGGAUUCAAGCACAGCGAGCUGGGCCACCCCCUCUACUUCUGGUUCUACUUUGUCUUCCUGAAUGCCCUGUGGAUUCUGCUGCCUGGAAUCCUCGUGCUCGAUUCUGUGCAGCAGCUCAUGCACGCCCAGAGCAUGGUGGAUGUCAAAGCCACAAAAAUGAAGAGCAAGCAGAAGUAAUGCGUGAUGGACUGGGCUUCCCCACGGGCUGAUGACGAACUCUCCAUCUGCCAGGGGAGCCUGUUCCUUGCUCCCACAGGUGGGAAUAAAAAAGUGAAUUGAUCUGUCAAGCUCAGGAUGAUGGGCGGGCACCAAAAGGGCCAGCCAUGGGG
Molecule: messenger RNA, 1063 nt
Organism: Pipistrellus kuhlii (Kuhl's pipistrelle)
Lineage: Eukaryota; Metazoa; Chordata; Mammalia; Chiroptera; Vespertilionidae
Gene: EBP
Product: EBP cholestenol delta-isomerase
Exons: 5
Coding region: 219-911 (230 amino acids)
Biological process (GO): cholesterol biosynthetic process
Cellular component (GO): endoplasmic reticulum; membrane
Molecular function (GO): steroid Delta-isomerase activity; C-8 sterol isomerase activity; cholestenol delta-isomerase activity
Source: RefSeq, a predicted model, not a curated record